Messenger RNA from Moneuplotes crassus, 2219 nucleotides. NCBI's taxonomy places the organism in Eukaryota, Ciliophora, Spirotrichea, Euplotida, Euplotidae. The record is from the annotation of a GenBank genome assembly.
UUUAAAUUUGGAGGUCAAAAGGUAUUACAUCUGCUAUUUCUCUGUUUUCUGCUUCAAAAUUCGUCUAAAAAUAGUCUGAAAUGCUCAGAAUUUCAUAAAUAACAUCCCAAAUUUAGCCAAAAUGGAGAACAUUGAAAGUGAUUAUGAAAGCUCAGAUGAGCAUAUUAAGUCAUCAUUGCCAUCAGACAGCAUUUGCAAGAGGCCGAUAAUUCAUUCACCAAGUAUGAACAUUGAGAAUACUAAUAUCAAUAAUUGCCACGAAAUCAGGCCAAUUGAGGACGAUCAAGAAAUCCCUGAAGUUUAUGAGUCGAAUCCAAAACAAAAUGACUUCAUCAAAAAUGAUAUACAAAAAUCUUCUAAAGUAGUCCAGCUUGAGAGUCAAGAGAGUGAUGAAGAGCCUGUCAGUAUCAGGAACACGAUUAACUCAAAGCCUGUACUGUUCGUCAGACCACAUCAUCUGAAGACAUCUCGGUCUGGGUCGAGGAAGAACCAGAGGAAAUCUCAAGGAAGCUCAUCUACCUCUCGUAACUUUAACCCUUACUCUAUCCCAGCGACUAGCAGGGCUCUAGAGACUUCAAGGGAUAGCUCAGAGCGUGACUUACACAAGAGGAAGCGGUCUUUUACUAACAAAAAUUCUGAUAUAAUGUCUCAAAAUCUGAUCAAAUAAGCAAAUCCAAACAACUGUGGAGUAUUUAUCCCAAAAUGGGUAUAUCUCAUUCCCAAAUUUCCUUCAAGCUUUGUACCUUCUGCAGAUCACAACAUGAUUGGGAAGAGUAAACCUUCCGAACCAUGAAUCUGCAAGUAGAGCUAAGGCUUAUCGAGAACAAGUUGAACGGAGAGAAUUCGAAUUCGCCACUAAUCUAUGGAACAUUAUCAACAAGUUCCUCUUCAACUACGUUGAUUCCGUGAUUUGUAUUGACUUCUUGACGAUUUUGCUAUCCAAAAAUCCACUAGAUAACGUAGAUCUGGUUGAAGAGUACUUGUCAGAGGUCUCCAUAGUCGAUAACAUUCCUGAGGAAGAGAUUCUGAAGAACAUAGAGACAAACAGGGAUAUAUUUGUAGAACAUCCUUGGUCUAUCCAACAUUUAUUCUACGAAUAUCUGACAAAUCUGAAGCAGCCUGUGCAGAUCACUAGGCAAAUCAAAGGGCCUCUUGCUCAAGUAAAACUAAUAGAAACUCUGAACGAGCACUACAAAGAGUACACCUUCAAGCCGAAGAUCAGUAAGAAAUCAAAACAGAUUGAAAAGCAAAAGAAAGAAGAAGCUAUUCACCAUAUCAACAGUUUUAUUGAAGAGCAAGAAGCUCUUAAGAAUGAGACUCCACAAAUCGAGAGCUCAGAGAUGUUUCAGCGAAAAUAAGUCUGUGAAUAUCUCCAGAAGGAAGAAAUCCCUCAAAGGGUCUAAAAUAGAUGAUUGGCUCAAUAGAUCACAUGAUCAUUCUACACACAACAGGCUAUAUAAUGAAGCUAAAAUACUUGACGCAAAGCUGAUGCAUCAAAGAAAAAUACAUUGGCACUCAGGUGAAGAUGGCUGAACCUUCCAGCCAAGAUUAGUCACAAACCCUGAGAAAACAAGAAAAUUGUGAGCAGCAAGGACUAAGAGCCUGGAAUCUCAAUUGUCGACUACUAAGCUAAAGCAACGCACCAGAAAUAUUAAAUCUCAAAAUGCAGUUAAUUCAGUCCAAAAUAACAGAAUCAUGACUAAAGCAUCUAUUUCCAAGAAGAAGCCUCGCCAGAAAGGAAUGAAAAACUAUCUCAAGAUAUUACGUGAGAAAGAAAUGAUAAAGAAUCAAUCAAUGAAUAUGUCCAAAGCCCAGGCUGAUGUUAACGAGGAUAACCAUGAAGGCCCUCAAUCUUCCUCUAAAGGUGAGGAUAAGAAACGAGAGCCUCUAGGAAUGAUGAAGAAUUCAGGAUCAAGGAAUAAUAUGCCAGCUCAGCCAAAGAAGACUAUCCUAAUCCCUUACAAACAUAGUUAUAAGGAUAAGGACACGAAAGGAGAUAUUAUAGAACUUAAGAUCCACUAUACCAAGACAAAGUGAGCGACUCUUCAUGUUACCAAAGACUCCAACCCCAGAGAUGUAGCCAAGGGAUUCUGUAAAACCUAUGGACUUGGAAAAUCAAUGUAUGAUUCCUUGGUAGCUGUAAUUACUAAGAAGAAAGAAAAAUGGAAGCUCUAAUCGUAUUCUACUGAAAUCAGUUCAAUUUUAUUAUUGACUUGAGG